AUGUCUAUCACCGUCGGCAUCGCAGGUAUCACGGGCAAGUUUGCUCGCCUUGUCGGGAACCACCUAUCCAAAUCUCCCAAUGUGCAGAUUCGCGGUUUUUGCCGGAACGCCUCCAAGCUCCCCCAGCAGUUUCGUGAGUCACCCCGCGUGACUAUCGUCCAAGGCGAGUCGAGCGAUUUAGAGACACUUCGUUCUUUUGUCGGUGGGUGCGACGUUGUCAUCUGCUGCUACCUGGGGGACAACAACUUGAUGAUAGAGGGUCAGAAGUUACUGGUGGAUGCAUGCGAGCUGGAAAACGUCGGCCGAUAUGUCGCCAGUGACUACUGCCUAGACUUCACCAAGCUGGAACUUGGACAGCACCCUGCUAAGGAUCCCAUGAAGCACGUGAAGGCGUACUUGGAUGGUAAGAAGAAUGUCCAGGGUGUUCACGUUCUGAUCGGAGCAUUUAUGGAGACAUUCUGGAGUGGAUACUUCGGAGUUUUCGAUCCUAAGGAGAUCAAGUUCUCGUUCUAUGGGGAUGGAGAUGAAAUUUGGGAAUCUACCACGUACCAAACUGCAGCUGAGUAUGUCGCUGCCGUUGCAUUGGACCAGAAUGCGGUUGGACUGCAGCACUCCUCACUGGUGACAGUCCUCGGUGACCGCAAAUCAAUCAAGGAGAUUGCCAAGGAAUUCUCUCAGGUGUAUGGUUUGGAACCUAAGCUUGAGUCCUUGGGAUCGAAGCAGGACCUUUUCAAUACCAUGCAAGCCGUAUUCAACAAAGAUCCAUCCAACAUCUUUGCUUACCUCGCCAUGUUCUAUCAAUACUACUGCAUCAACGGUCAAACCUACUUGAAAAAGGAUUUGGACAACAAAAAGUAUCCAGAAGUCAUUCCAGUCACUUUCAAGGGCUUUCUCGAAUCUCACAAGCUUGAGGACCUUGCCGAUUCUUAUCAGAAUGCUGGAACUCAGGUGUGA
Messenger RNA from Penicillium crustosum, 954 nucleotides. RefSeq lists its product as uncharacterized. Bases 1 to 954 code for a protein of 317 amino acids. The record is from RefSeq and is a predicted model, not a curated record. Lineage: Eukaryota; Fungi; Ascomycota; Eurotiomycetes; Eurotiales; Aspergillaceae. The transcript is spliced from 3 exons.